Scomber japonicus (chub mackerel) is the source of this 2893-nucleotide messenger RNA. It is a transcript of the gene adam19b, whose product is annotated as ADAM metallopeptidase domain 19b. Gene Ontology annotation, molecular function: metalloendopeptidase activity. Gene Ontology annotation, biological process: membrane protein ectodomain proteolysis. The transcript has 23 exons. The record is from RefSeq and is a predicted model, not a curated record. The coding region runs from base 23 to 2893 and encodes 956 amino acids. Lineage: Eukaryota; Metazoa; Chordata; Actinopteri; Scombriformes; Scombridae.
GUCAAUUCAUGUAUUUUUUACAAUGCGUCCUGGAGCGGUUCGUGCUCUCGAUGCUGUGCGCUCCUCUCUGUGCCUCUGCCUCGUAGUUCUCCUCCACUGGACGGAGGCUGCUGGAUAUGAAGGCGCUGUUUACAAUGGAGCAGAAAAUAAACAGAAGAGCAUCCUGGAGCAAGUACAGACUUAUGAGAUCACUUAUCCCAUAUGGCUGCAUCCUCACAGACACACAAGGUCUGCCAACAAAGAGCAUCCAGCAGAGGCUCAAGUUCUCAUCUCAGUCGAGGGCCAGGAGCUGAGACUACACCUGGAGAGAAAUGAGCAGCUGUUGGCCCCUGGAUAUCAGGAAAUAUGGUACACUCGUGAUGGAGCCCGCAAGUCUUCCUUUCCUGCCAACACAGGACACUGUUUGUAUCACGGGGAGGUUCAGGGCAUGGAGGGUUCCAGCAUUGCUGUCAGCACAUGCUCAGGAUUGAGGGGACUGAUAUCUCUGAACACAAGCAUCAGCUACUUGAUAGAGCCUCUUCCUGUUUCCAUGGAUGCACAGCAGCACGCUGUGUUCAGAGCUGAGAAUCUCCACCUAUCCAGAGGUAACUGUAUGCAUCACCAUGGCAACAAAGAGCACGGGGAGGAGCUUGAUGGCUUUAUCCAUAAAAUGACAUCACCAAGGAGCGGAAGGGAACGAAGGGACCUGAGCCAGAAUAUGAAGUAUGUCGAGCUGCUGCUAGUGGCAGACAAGGCUGAGUUUGAAAAACAUGGGAGUAGUCUAAAGAACACGCAACUGAAAUUGCAAGAGGCAGCAAACUUGGUUGAUAAGUACUACAAGUCUCUAAGCAUCCGUGUGGCAUUAAUCGGUCUGGAGGUGUGGAACGACCAGGACCAGAUCAACAUGUCUGACAACCCGCACAGCACUUUGGCAGCAUUCCUGUCCUGGAGAAGCAAACAUCUCCACAAGCUCCCCAACGACAACGCUCAGCUCAUCACGGGGAAGCCAUUCCAGGGCACAACCAUCGGGCUGGCACCUCUAAAAGCCAUGUGCUCCGACUACCAGUCAGGUGGAGUGAACACGGAUCACUCUGAGUUAGCUGUUGGUGUUGCUGCCACCAUGGCACAUGAGAUGGGCCACAAUUUCGGCAUGACUCACGACAGUACAGGCUGCUGCCAGGCGAAAGCUGACGACGGGGGUUGCAUCAUGGCUGCUGCUACUGGGCACCCAUUUCCACGUGUGUUCAAUGAUUGCAACCAGAAGGAGCUGAAGAGCUACCUGACCUCUGGAGGAGGGAAGUGUCUCUUUAAUCUGCCAAACACAGAAGCCAUGUUUGGAGGGCGGCGCUGCGGCAAUGGUUACCUGGAGGACGGAGAGGAAUGUGAUUGUGGAGAGGAAGAGGAGUGUACCAGUCCCUGUUGUAAUGCCAACAACUGCACUCUGAAAGCCGGAGCUGAAUGUGCCCACGGCGUCUGCUGUCAUAACUGCAAGCUGAAGAGCCCGGGUGUGCUUUGCAGGGCUCCCUCGGGGUCAUGUGACCUGCCGGAGUACUGCGACGGGAAGGCUGAGUCCUGUCCUGCUAACUUCUAUUUGGUGGAUGGCUCGUCAUGUGCAGGCGGGCAAGCUUACUGUUACACCGGCAUGUGUCUCACUCUGGAGCAACAGUGUCGGUCAAUCUGGGGACGAGAUGGCCUUCCAGCCCCUGAUCUGUGUUUUAUGAAGGUAAAUGCAGCUGGGGAUAUGUAUGGGAAUUGUGGCAAAGAUCAGUUUGGGAAGUACAGAAGAUGUAAGGACAGGGAUGCUAAAUGUGGGAAGAUCCAGUGUUUAACUUCAGCUGUUAAGCCCAUUGAGAACAACGCUGUUCGCAUUGAAACCACAGUCACUACGGGCAGCACGAAGGUUCAAUGUAUGGGAACACAUGUGUACAAGUCUGGGCAGGGGAACGAGGAAACACAGGGCGACACUCUGGAUCCAGGCUUAGUCAUGACGGGCACCAAAUGUGGCGAUGACUCGAUUUGCUUUAAUGGAGAAUGCCGCAAUGCAUCUUUUCUCAAGGCUGAUGACUGCAAUGCCAAGUGCAAUGGACACGGGCUGUGCAACAACAACCACAACUGCCAUUGUGACACGGGUUGGGCUCCUCCUCUGUGUAACCAGAAGGGGUCUGGUGGGAGUAUAGACAGUGGACCUGUCAUCAGCCACAGCAGUCUCCUUCCAGUCCUGCUGGUCCUCCCUCUGGUUCUCUUUAUGGUUCUGGCUGCUGCUGGCCUGUGGUUCUGCUACAGACAUAAACUCCACCCACUGAAAACAUCCGUUCCACCUCCAACACCAAGUUGUUGUGCAGUCCAUGUCGAAGCCAAGCCCCCGCAUGUGAACGGUCAUGCCAAUCCGACAUUCAUGCUAAAGAAACAAGAGUCAGACCAUCUGGUGAAGUCCUCCCCUCAUCUGAGCUCGCCAUGUCCAUCUCGGCCCAGAAAUGCUAUUGUGCGUCCAGCUGUGAAGCCUCCUCCCAUACCUGCGUAUGCUGUGGAGCAGAGAAAGCCUAAAGCUGCGAUCAAGCCUGACACAUCAUCUUCUCAGGGUCAGUACUCCCCCCAGGCUUACACUCAGUCCAGCACUCCCUUCAAAUCUGCACCACUGACUGAGCAGAAACAAAACCGCCGGGCUCCUCCACCACCUUCAGGACCUACACCUAUACCCUCUCUGCCUCUGCAUCCCAAAACCCACCCACUGCCUUCAACAGCACCUAAGCCUCGACCAGACCCGCCUAACAGACCUCCACCACCUUGUCCUGUCAACAAACCAUCAGUGGAGAAGCAACACACAAAAGGCCUGCAGGUUUCCACUAAUGCCCUGCUGAGUGGAAAAGAUGCUCUGGCACCAUCUGCUGGACAGAAGAAGCCAAACAGAUCUUAA